GAAGUCGUGCCUUCAUUUGUUCUGGCGUAAUUAUUUUGAAAUAUAACAGACAAUAUAUUUGUUUCCUGAAUACAUAUGGUACAUCUAGGUCGGUACGUCGUUUAUUCCACUUCCAACGAUUUGCAAUAGAACAUUCACAAGCAGCAUGGUGCUGUCCUGUAUUUAAAUAUUACAUAAGUCACAGGUAGCUUUUACUGUGCUUGUUAGAUUAGAGCCGUGCACCAGUCCCCCCUUGUAUUACGAAAGACCAGAUUGACUUGACAGGGAAAGGAAGCUCUCAUGCACUUUUGAACAAUCAAAUUGCCUUCAAUUUCUUUACGAUAGUCACUCAAGAAAGUAAGGACAAGACACACCUCUCAAUUCUUCAAGCUUUCGGUGUUCGGGUUGAUUUCAUCACACUCCUUUAAAAGUCUAUUGCAACAAUGCUCGAUCAACUAGUUGGCCUCGCGAUGCUUGUCGCUGCUUCCGUCGUCUUCCUCUACUACACUAUUUGGACUCUACUUAUGCCAUUCGUCGACUCCGAUCAUCCUCUCCAAAACGUAUUCCCUCCUCGAGUCUGGGCAAUCAGAAUACCUGUCAUCCUUAUAUUGUUGGCAUCGGCUGUUGUCGGGUCCUUUUUGAGUGUGGUCAUGAUCAGAAGCAACAGAAAGAAGGCUGCCAAAGCGAAAGCUGCUUUGAAGAAGAAGGCAUAAAUGGGUUAUACUGGGGCGGAUUUGGUUAAUGGGAUUGGUGUUGCGGCAGCACAAUAAUGCUAUAUUUACAUGAUAUCGAACUCACUGUAUGCUCGCCUGGUAGUCAGUGGGAGCCCGUGGAAAAUUUGGCGCAAAUUGUGGAAAGGUUGGGCGUGAGUUUUUUUGGCAUUUGUGAGGAAUUUAUAUAUGCAUAAAAUACCCACGAUAAGCAGAUGUCUAUUUUCAGUCUAUGCACUUGGUGAUGAUAAUGGUAUCAGUUGGCUCA
This is a messenger RNA of Botrytis cinerea B05.10, 957 nucleotides long. RefSeq lists its product as hypothetical. Gene Ontology annotation, molecular function: enzyme regulator activity. Gene Ontology annotation, cellular component: endoplasmic reticulum membrane; dolichol-phosphate-mannose synthase complex. Lineage: Eukaryota; Fungi; Ascomycota; Leotiomycetes; Helotiales; Sclerotiniaceae. Gene Ontology annotation, biological process: GPI anchor biosynthetic process. The transcript has 3 exons. Bases 423 to 692 code for a protein of 89 amino acids. The record is from RefSeq and is a predicted model, not a curated record.